AUGGAAGCAAAAAUAAUUAUUUUUUCCGUGAUUUUUCUUUUAAAAAUAACUCCAUAUUUAUUUGAGGAGCGUGAAUUCGAAAGUGCGCAAAUAGUAUUGUUCUACUCGCCAUUGGGCGAGAGCAGAGCAAUCAGAGGGCAGAUUGUUAUCUAUUGGUUCGUUGAAGAAUUUGUAAAAGGCGAUUUUUUGGCGCUUUAUUAUAACUCGGAAGACGAAUUGCUUUUUACUUAUCAACCUGCAGAAAUGAGCGGUUAUGUGAAAACAGGAGUGUCGCCUUCGAAGGAAUAUUAUUCGAUGGAUUCUACUUAUGUUGAACAGUGCACAGGGUACAUUGGAGCUUGGUUUAGAAAUGAUACUCUAAGAAAAUCUUCUUGCCUGUCUACACAUCCCGACUGGAUGAAUAAACAUCAGGAUAUUUUGAUGAAUAUGACGCUUAGGGAGUUGUUUAUCCCAGGUACUCAUAGUUCUGGAUCGUACAGUGAAGAAUUGCCGCCAACAAUUAUUCAACGAUACACAAUUACACAGGAGAAGAGUAUUCUAGAUCAGUUAAUUUCGGGUAUCCGUUACCUGGAUCUAAGACCUUGUAUUAUUGAUGACGAAUACUGGAACUGUCAUGGAGAAUACGGUAUUCAACCUUUUGGAAAAAUAAUAGAUGAUAUUCUAGAAUUUAUCAUCAAUACUAACGAAAUAAUUAUCGUCGGCUUUAAAGAAUUUCCACGAGGAUUUUAUACGAACAAGAAUUACGAUGAUUUUUUGAUCUACAUCACCAAAAACCUAGGAUCUCAUCAUAUCUUUCCCUAUCCAAUAAGCAAGAACAUAACUCUAGGUGACGUUUGGCAAGAAGGGAAAAGGAUUAUAAUAUCUUACCUUGGAGAGUACAACGGCGAAAGAGAUUUAUUAUGGACCAAAGUACAUCACCAGUGGGGUAAUGUUCAAAAUGCAGCACAACUCGAAGGAUUCAUUACUAGUUCGGAAAAUGACGCCAAAAUAAGCACUUUGCGAGAUAUUCAAUAUGCGAGCCUCAGAGCGAUGAUGGCGGUGAUAACAUUGGAUUCUUCAAUGAUAAUAGUAGAUGCUGCGCUUCAUUAUUUUGGACGCGGUAGAAAAUCAUUGCGAGAACUCGCUGUUGAAAUUGGCCCUUUAAUUACCAUGUGGUUUAACGAAGAACACUUUAGAACAGCAAAUAUCGUGGCGGUUGAUUUUUCUGAUACCACUGGACUCGUCGAAAUCGCUAUUAGAAGCAAUAUUAAUCGCGGGUCAAAAAAUUUAUAG
Molecule: messenger RNA, 1272 nt
Organism: Cotesia glomerata
Lineage: Eukaryota; Metazoa; Arthropoda; Insecta; Hymenoptera; Braconidae
Product: PI-PLC X domain-containing protein 1-like
Exons: 5
Coding region: 1-1272 (423 amino acids)
Biological process (GO): lipid metabolic process
Molecular function (GO): phosphoric diester hydrolase activity
Source: RefSeq, a predicted model, not a curated record